Anolis carolinensis (green anole) is the source of this 1929-nucleotide messenger RNA. RefSeq names its product transmembrane protein 254. NCBI's taxonomy places the organism in Eukaryota, Metazoa, Chordata, Lepidosauria, Squamata, Anolidae. The record is from RefSeq and is a predicted model, not a curated record. Bases 41 to 445 code for a protein of 134 amino acids. The transcript has 4 exons.
GCGGGAGAGUGCUACCGAGGACAGCAGUUGAGCUUGGACGAUGACACUGACAUUGACAUCGCGGGACCCCAGCACAUACUUCCGGCGCCCUAAAGGCUACGUGAUGCUCCUGAUCGCAGCCGUCAUGAGCUGCUACAGCUGGGCUGUCUUUGCACCUGCAUCAAUCCCCCACGACAGUCUGGGACCCCUAGGCAUUUUCACAAAAUUUCUGGUGGAAAAGAACAAUGUUCUUUUAAAAAUAGGGUAUUUCAUCCACUGGACAAUUCACCUUGGGGAAGGUAUUUAUGCUUUGAAGCUAUGCACGAACAAAGGCAUCACAGACAGCAUAACUCAGCUUUUGUGGUUUGUUCAGACAGUUGCAUUUGGAAUAUUUUCUCUUAACCAUUUGACGACUUACAAACCUCGAAGGAAAGCCAGUGACGGAUACAAACAGAAGACAAAGUAGAAACUGUAGUCUGGCACUUUGGCAUCGUUUUGAAAUUGAAGAUGAUGGAAAACCUAAAUGUUUAAUGUGUUCAAAAUAUAUUAUGUUUUAACAGGAAAAGCAUGUGUAUGCUUUACUCCAUCUACUAUGGAUUUUGCAGAUGUGGGGGAAGUGAAGGAAUUCACUAUUAAUUUUUUUCUUGAAUUCGAUAAUAGGGGAGAAAGCCUGGACAACUGGAUCAGGGAAAGCUAGUUUUAACUAAUUGAGACAAAAAACAAAAACAAAACCCUACCAGUAAUGUUUGACAUCUAGAACAAGGAGUCAGUUUUAGCCUGAAAUGUGCACAUUGUAGGCGUAGGUCUCUGUCCCAAUCAAAGGAUUUUUGAGAAUUUGGAGGAGCAUGUGGCUGACAUUCGAGUGAACAAAUGAUUUCCAAGGAGCUUGAAGAAGAGGGAGAAAUGUGGGUCAACAUGUUCAAGAGUAUUGUUUCUAGAAAAAUUGCUUACACACACACCCCAGUAUUGUUCAUUGAAUGAAACGUUCCUGCUUUGUUCAAAUGAAGAGAUUUGGUAAAAUGUCAAGCACUAAAAUUAAAUAGGAUAGAAAGAGAUUAAGAAUGAACUACAUGAUCUUUAUCAAGGGAUUUAUUUUUAACCUAGUAUAAAAGCACAGAUCACACCUGAUGUUCAGAGCUCUGGAAAUGUUUCAGAAUAACAAGAAUCCACUGAGCAGAAUGACAACCAAAAGCCAGCUUUAAACAGCCAGGGGGGUAAUUAUUAGCUGGGUGUUUUCCCAUCAGGAAAGUGAACAGUAAGGCUUGAAAACUCCUCUUCAGUGCCAAUCAGGUAGCAUUUGUGUCCUGGUGAUUGAUACUACAUCAAAUAUCAGUUUCUUGAUCACUGGGUGUUAAGAUUUUGCAAGAGUUCAGUGUUGUAAGGCUGCAGCUUGAUGAUACUUGUUACAGAAACCUGACUUAAUUAUAUGGAAUUAGACUUCUGCUGGAACAAUCUGUUUGUUCUUAAAAGAACUUAGAAGUCCUGUCAUGAGAAAAAAAAACAUAAUUAUGACUGAAAGCCAGAGAGAGAGUUUUGAGAAGCAAUUAAAAUUUACUGGACAUUAAUGUUUACAUGUUCAGGAUUGCCAACCAGAAUGGGCUAAUGCUGAAGAAAUCUUUCUUUCAAUAUGUAAGGAGAGAACUAUCAGAAUGUCUGACUGAUGUACUGUAUUGGGAUAUAAGGCAUGUUCCUUCAAGUGUGAAAUGUUUCCUAUUCGAAAAAAAUUCAACUAGGCCUUUUAACUCAGGAAAAUCAAAAGAGUCUUGCUAGGUUUUACCAAAGGCCUAUUUAGUCCAGCACCCUUUCUUCCUUUCACCCUUUCUCCCCCAACAUCAGCCAACCAAGGUGCCAAUGAGAAAAAAAUGGGAGACGAUGGCACAGUAACAGUUGGAACAUCCCAGAAUGAGAGUUGCUGUAUUAUAUGAGAUAAUUAAAUCUAAGUUGGGUUCA